AUGAUAGAAUUUCCUGUUAACAGUAAAAAUCCAUCUGUGAUUAUAACGUAUUUGCCGUCAAUACAACCUUUAGGUGGUAUUAGUAAUACAAGUCCAGAUACUUAUAGUCUUUCAGAGCCUGGCAUAGUUGUUUCAACUCCACAAUAUCCAUUAGAUAACAUUAUUAAUUAUAAUCACCAACAACAAAAACCACAGAAAAUCAAUGUUUCUUCACAAACUGUUCAAAACAAUUCUUCGUGCUAUAUUGAUAUCCUUAAAAAUGAUAAUAAUCAAUCAAAAUAUAAGGUUGGUCCUUACACAAUUAUUAAUGAGCAUUUAUUCACAACCAAAAAUAACAUUCGUAAGAAUGUAUACAUGCCAAGCAUUUCUACUAAUCACAACAGAAUAAAAUUAUGUUAUGACAAGAAUAUUCAUAAAAUGUGGCAGAAGUAUGAAAAUCAGCUGUAUAAAUUCAGUGAAGUUACAUCAUCAUUCUCCUUGUCAACGUCGCCAUCAUCACUAACAUCUUCACCAUCCGUAACUUUAUCCUCAUCACCGACAUCAUCGUCAUCUUCGUCAACAAUUAAUUCAUUGAAAAAUGAGCUUUUUACUGUUACAAUGAACAGAACAUUUAAAAAUGACUCAUCUGAUUAUGAUGAUAGUGAAGGUGACCAACGAGAUGAAGUCCAUCAAGAAAGAACUCAAAAUAAACACUCCACCGUUCCCAUUCGUCGUUUGCUCAGUAAAAAUAAAUAUCGUAUUAAAAAGGAUUUGACAAACGACAGUGAUAGUGUAUCUUAUCAGUCUCAACGCAAUAAAUAUGUCAGCAAAAUCAUAAAAAUAAUAUAUGGGAUUUUGCUGACCACUGUGGGGUUUCUGUUAGUGUGCAUACAGUCCAAUGGAAAGAAUUCAGAAUCAAUUUUUUUAGAAGUCUUCCUCAACUUUUUAUUAAUUGGACAACUUUUACAUUUUUUGAGCUUCUAUUUUACGAUUCGUGUAACCGACCAGUUAUUCACUCGGAGACGGAACCAUUUUAAGGCUUAUCAUAAGCGAAAAAAUCAGAUUGUGGACAAUGACAACAGCCAAGUAGAUAUCAAACAUCAAAGUAAGAAACUGCCAUCUCCUAAAAGACAAAUUUUAAUUUCUCGGCCUGAUAGUAUGCGGUAUCAUCAGCUUGUGACCAUCGGUAAUGCAAAAGACUUAAGGUCACAGUUUCAUAACGCUAAUCAAACGAAAAGAUUAACUACAUAUUUAAAAGGUAUGAAAAAUGUUCAAACCCAUUCCAGGAUAAUUUUACAAUGUGAAUACAUUUUUCUAGGAUUCUUUUGUGUUGGGAGCCUAAUAAGCAUCAUGUAUUAUGGAGACAGACUAAUUAAAUCAUCCACUACCGAUUGGGGUAUCUGGUACUCUUCAAAUCAUGCAAAUUUAAGAGAAAAUAAUAACAGCCAUUUUAUCAAUGAGAAUGUUGAUCAUCACCAUGUGGAUGAGGAAAAUAUCUAUUAG
Messenger RNA from Schistosoma mattheei, 1482 nucleotides. Lineage: Eukaryota; Metazoa; Platyhelminthes; Trematoda; Strigeidida; Schistosomatidae. The record is from the annotation of a GenBank genome assembly.